AUGUUUGUCUGGUGGGACUGCAACAUAUCCCUAUUUACUAGGUCCGGGCUCGUCUUUCCGGAGCGGUACCACGACUUCGUGCUCUCGAACGAUAAUGACGAGGGCUCUAACAUCUUCGCACUGUCCGGAGUGCCGAAAGAAGUAUUCGGGUACUUUCGCGAGCUGGCAGAGCUGGCCAGCGAGAAGGAGCUGAUUUCCAAGAUGAAGCAUGCAAAACUCGACGACCAGAGGGUGCUGGAGCUUGAGCGAUGUAUCCGAAACCUGACGCACCCUCCUCUCGGCGAUGCCGAUAGCGAAGAGAAGGUUCAUACUUGGCACGACUACUACAACGGUACAAACGCGUGGAAACACGGUCUGCUGCUUUACAUUGCCCGCGUUCUCAAGUGGGACAGGAUAGGGGAGCCCAAUCGUCAGGAAAUCACGUCGCUGUCCAGGCUGGUCCUCGACAGCGUGCGGUGCUGCAGGGCAGACUCAAAUUACCGCAAACAGUUCCUGCACCCCGUCUUUCUAGCCGGCGCAGAGUCGACAGAUUCAUAUUCGAGACAGUUUGUCGCGGACUAUUUCGAAAAGUGGUACCAGAGGGAUGGGUACGCCAUGUUCAAGGACGCGUUGGUUCUCUUGCGGGAAAUAUGGCAGCGACGAGAUGAAAGUAACGACGCGAGGAUAUGGUGGGGGAGCGUGGUUGGGGAGCGGCCCUUGGGUGCGUCUCAAUUUUUGCUCGGCUAA
Purpureocillium takamizusanense is the source of this 726-nucleotide messenger RNA. RefSeq lists its product as uncharacterized. Gene Ontology annotation, molecular function: transcription cis-regulatory region binding; DNA-binding transcription factor activity. Gene Ontology annotation, biological process: positive regulation of transcription by RNA polymerase II. The coding region runs from base 1 to 726 and encodes 241 amino acids. The transcript has 2 exons. Gene Ontology annotation, cellular component: nucleus. Lineage: Eukaryota; Fungi; Ascomycota; Sordariomycetes; Hypocreales; Ophiocordycipitaceae. The record is from RefSeq and is a predicted model, not a curated record.